Effrenium voratum is the source of this 1217-nucleotide messenger RNA. The record is from the annotation of a GenBank genome assembly. NCBI's taxonomy places the organism in Eukaryota, Dinophyceae, Suessiales, Symbiodiniaceae.
GCUCCAGAACUAGUUCUGCGCAGUUGAUGCAAUUCCUCAUCGAACUGCCCUUCCCGGUAAAGUAGCUAUGCCGCCGAAAGGCCUCGACAUGGAGACGGUCACUGGAGUCAGCUCGUGGAUGGUGUGCUCCGUGGGCAUGAUGAUCCUGAACAAGCAGGCCAUCAGCGUGUUUCCAGAUGAGUGCACGCUGACUGCUUUGCAAAUGGUCUUCUCGGUGCUCGUUCUCGUAGUCUUCGGCUACAAGUACAUUCAUAUUGGAUCCCUUUUCGACUUUCUUCGAUGGUGCAUGGUGACGCCGUUUUUUGCGGGAAUGCUGCUGACCUCCAUGCUAGCGCUAAAGAAUGCAUCGAUGACACUGGUGAUUGUCUUCCGCUGCCUAUCGCCGGUGCCCUCGCUGGUGAUUGAAAGGUUUUAUCCAAAUCCGAUACGGAUUUCCCUUGCAAUGUGCAUGUCCAUUCUCAUGAUGGUUUGCGGCACCUGCCUCUAUGCCAUGCAGUUGCCUCCGGACAGCAUGGAAGGUAUCCAGUGGGUCCUGUUGAACAUGUUCGUGGCCGUGGGGGACAGGCUGUUGCAGCGCCUGAUGCUGGCCAAGGAUCAGAGCCCAGUCGACAUCUCAAAGACCGGGGUGACGCUCAUCAACAACGCUGUGGGCGCUGUUGUUGUGGGCUCCAUCGCCUUGGGCAACGGCGAGCUGCGGAAAGGCCCGCAGGACCUGGCGCAGCUGAGCGCCGGCCCGAUGGUCAUCGUGGUGCUCAGCUGCAUCGUGAGCGUUGGCAUCAGCUACACCGGGGUGUGGGCGCAGAGCCUCAUCAGUGCCACCAGCUUCCUGAUGCUCGUCAACGCCAACAAGUUUGUGAUCAUCUUCUAUGAGGUGUUGUUCAUGCAAAGCAAGGUGAUUGACAGAGUGCAGCUUGUCGGGGCAGUCAUGGCAGUCACCGCCAGUGUGCUCUACGGCCGCGCCCGGCAAGUCCUCGAGGCCGAGCAGCACAGCGAGGACUCGGCAGAGACCAAGGGGAUUAAGAACGACGAGAAGACCGCGGGCAGUAAGUAUGUGUAAAUCCGCCGGCACCGUUCUGCCGAAGUGGUUCUCCCCCCCCCCCCCCCGCAUGGCACCUGGCAGGGUACUCCCACAGGUGCUGUGGGAGUACCUGGGUGAACGCGUGAGUUAUGCGUUUUUCGGCCCGUGUCCGGGCUGGUGUUACACAGGGGGAAAGAAG